This is a messenger RNA of Lobosporangium transversale, 747 nucleotides long. RefSeq lists its product as hypothetical. Bases 22 to 747 code for a protein of 241 amino acids. The transcript has a single exon. Lineage: Eukaryota; Fungi; Mortierellomycota; Mortierellomycetes; Mortierellales; Mortierellaceae. The record is from RefSeq and is a predicted model, not a curated record.
CGGACAUUUCCACUAUUUGCAAUGAAAAUCUUAUCUAUCCUCUCUAUUGCAGCCUGGACCGCUGUUACGGUUGCUCAGACUACUCAAAUUGCAACUGAUUCUACUCUUAAUAUCAACCCUGAUCCUGCUACUUUUCUGCAGAGCCUGACGUCCCCAGUGAGCUUCAGCGACAACGACGAAACCGUGGAACCUCCUAAUGAUAUGGCUGAUCCUUCAAACGAGGAUGAGAUCAUUGAUGCAUCAAACUUCAUUGCCUGGUCCUCGCCAGGAUACAAGGGCCAUAAACAAAAGCGAAGCAACUCUGAGGGAUGCUACCGUCUUGAUGGUGGCGCUGUCGGCAGUUUCGAGGGAUCCAGCUCUAGAAAAUAUGGAUUCUACAGUGAUGGCCAUUGUAGAUCGAGGAUGAUUUACGGCUGGAGUUCUGCUCCGGUCCAUCGUAUUGACCCAUUGAUCUAUCCGCAAUCCGUUAAAAUCAUUCGUAGAGAUGAGCCAAAACCAUCAACAUGUCCUGCGCCUUCAGACUAUACGCUAGUAGCUUGGUCCAGAACUUCGUUCGGUGGCAGGAGGCAAUUGAUCCGAGGAUUGGGUUGCCGACCAUUGGAUGGAAGCACGAUCUACUCGUUCCAAGGGACAUACAAGUACAAAUUUUAUGACUGCGAGAACUGCUACGGCGAUACGGUCCUAGAGACCAGCGGUGGAAAGAGUCGUGUUCACAGGAUGAACCCCCGCUCUGUUUUUAUUUAUUAA